AGGAAAAAAAAAUAUGGCGGGGGGGAUCGCGUUGGGUGAAAGGGGAAAGUUCAGAGGUUAUAAUUGUGUUGUCUUUGUGUAAAGGAGUGGAGCUCGAUUUCACAUCACUCUUCCCUCUUCCCCGAGUCCUUUCUAAACUCUCCCCCGGGUCUCUACCCUCCCGAACCUCUCCCCUUCUACCCUUACAACCCCAACCCUUCCCCCGAUCACCUUCCAGCGCACGAAUCAGAUCCAUCUCGGUGACCAAAGACCCCAGUUCUAUACGGACGACUACGUUUCAGUUGCAGUUAUGGACUCCGGUGUGAUUGAAGGAGGGCUCAAUGUCACCCUUACCAUUAGGCUGCUCAUGCAUGGCAAGGAAGUCGGAAGUAUUAUCGGAAAGAAAGGUGAAUCUGUGAAGAAGAUGAGAGAAGAGAGCGGGGCUCGCAUCAACAUCUCUGAGGGCAACUGUCCUGAGAGGAUCAUUACUUUGGCAGGGCCAACCACCGCCAUCUUUAAAGCAUUCUCCAUGAUCAUAGAAAAGCUGGAAGAGGACAUAAGCAGCUCAAUGACAAACAGCACAGCUACCAGCAAGCCCCCUGUGACCCUACGCAUUGUGGUGCCUGCCAGCCAGUGUGGCUCCCUCAUUGGGAAAGGUGGCUGCAAGAUCAAGGAAAUCCGAGAGUCAACCGGUGCUCAGGUACAAGUGGCAGGAGACAUGCUCCCUAACUCCACGGAGCGCGCCAUCACCAUCGCUGGCACUCCUCAGUCUAUAAUUGAGUGUGUGAAGCAGAUCUGUGUGGUCAUGCUUGAGUCUCCCCCUAAGGGGGUCACUAUCCCUUACCGACCCAAGCCUUCAGGAUCUCCCGUCAUCUUUGCAGGCGGACAGGCAUAUGCCGUACAAGGACAGCACGCGAUUCCACAGCCAGAUGAAAUCUCCUGCACACUGAGAGCUUCCUCCCUUGUGUAUUGUGACUUUGCCCUGACCCUGAAGACUGCAAGAAAGCUUUACCAAGAGAUGCAGCCUGCACUUUGGAGGAAUACCUAUGGGUCUUCCUCUGCUGCUAUCUCUCCACAGCUCACCAAGCUUCACCAGCUGGCUAUGCAGCAGAGCCCCUUCCCCAUCGCACCAAGCAACCAGGGAUUCACUGGGAUAGAUGCUUCUGCUCAAACCAGUUCCCAUGAGAUGACCAUUCCAAACGAUCUUAUUGGGUGCAUCAUUGGCCGCCAGGGGGCCAAGAUCAACGAGAUCAGGCAAAUGUCGGGUGCCCAGAUCAAGAUAGCAAAUCCAGUGGAUGGAUCAACCGACCGUCAGGUCACCAUCACAGGCUCGCCUGCCAGCAUCAGUCUGGCAGAGUACCUCAUCAACGCCAGGCUUUCCUCUGAGGCCACAGGACUGGCAGCCAACUGAUAAGACACUGCAUCUGCACUAAAUCUCACUUUUAUAUCAUCGGCUACCAUAAAGCAGUCAAUGCAACUAUUCAACUUAAGAGUUUAUAUAUUAUACCGCCUCUUCCUCAUUUGAAAUCAUGUCAACCGCCACUGAUUUGAUGCGCUGCGUUCAUUAUUUAUUUUGUUUUUGGUUUUACUCUAAAGAAGCAAACAAUUAGGUUUUUAAUUCCCUUUUUUGAGUCAAGUUGGAGAUUUUAAUGAGUUAUUAGAUUUUUUUUUUUUUAUUUUAUUUUAUUUUAUUUUUUGAUGGAUCCCUCGCUCUCUUCCCUUUUUCUUUCUUUGUCAUCACAGAGGAGUAGAGUUGAAAAACUCUGAAUAGGCAUAUAGAUUUAGUUCUGUACAGUCAGUUUUUUUUUCUUUAAAAAGGUAAAAUAAAAAAAAGUAUCAAAAAUAAGAAUAGAGUGACUGUUUUAUUGUGUUUAUAUAACCCCCCCCCCCACCCUCCCCCACCUCCUUUUUUUUCUCACUCAGUUCCGAAUGUCGGUCUGCCAACUUGUAUGUCCACAUGCUUUAGGUAUACAGCACUAGUCAAAAGUUUGGACACACCUUCCCAUUCCCUUCAAUGAGAAAGUGUGUUCAAACUUUUGACUGGUGCUGUACACUCUCUCCUUCAUCACCUUUUCAAUUGAAGUGCUUGUCAUAUGAAAUACACUCGUGUCACUGAGAAUACGUAGCUGUACAUGCACUGUCACUGAUUAUAUUGGUUAUGAUGACAAAUGUUCUAACACAAUUGAAUUUAUCCACAUAAUUUAAAAUGUGUAUUACUACACAUGUCACUUUCUCCUACCCCCCCCCUCUACAUGUCAUUCCUGUGUUCCCCACUCCUGUUCCUGAGAUCAUGUGUUGAUAUUUUGCUGGGAUGGGAGGUUUUUGGGGGAUUUGGGCUCGGCUUUAGGGAUCAGAAGCAGAGGGUUCUCCUCGCUUUUUUUGUAAAGACUGAUAUAUACUAAAAAAAAAAAAAAGUUGGAAUAUUUGUUUUAAAUGGAGGAAAUAUUUUUUUUAACUACCAAAGGGGGGAUUAACUCCUGGACACUGAUCUGUCUAUUAAAUGUGAUGAGGCUGAGAACUGAAUCAUUUAAGCUCUGGAACUAGACAAAGAAAGGGUUGUGAGUUAACACUAGUUUCCUGCUCUUUGCUUUGCUCGAGUCAGAAUUUUAUUUUUUAUUUGCAGGAAAGAAAACUUUUGUGCACGUUUUUUGAGACUGUAGACCCGGGUGCCACAACAUUGUUAAAAAAAAUACAGAAAUAAAGAUGUGAAUUGCUCAAACCACAA
This is a messenger RNA of Thunnus maccoyii (southern bluefin tuna), 2704 nucleotides long. RefSeq names its product poly(rC)-binding protein 2. NCBI's taxonomy places the organism in Eukaryota, Metazoa, Chordata, Actinopteri, Scombriformes, Scombridae. The coding region runs from base 290 to 1390 and encodes 366 amino acids. Gene Ontology annotation, molecular function: single-stranded DNA binding; mRNA binding. The record is from RefSeq and is a predicted model, not a curated record. Gene Ontology annotation, biological process: regulation of gene expression; regulation of RNA metabolic process. The transcript has 14 exons. Gene Ontology annotation, cellular component: cytoplasm; nucleus; nucleoplasm.